Messenger RNA from Symbiodinium pilosum, 3816 nucleotides. The record is from the annotation of a GenBank genome assembly. NCBI's taxonomy places the organism in Eukaryota, Dinophyceae, Suessiales, Symbiodiniaceae.
AUGUGGGAGGUGACCAUGCGUGUCGACCGCAACAGUCGCAUGGACAUGGAAGCUUUGCAUCUGAGAGCGGACGAGUUUGCUCGAUACUAUGCCGCAGCACAGGCAUCGGGGGAUGUUGUCAUGAAGCUGGCGCGACUCAACAUCCUUGACACGAGCAACAUUGACUUCUUCAUUUUCAGGAGAAGCCAUGACGAGGAGAUCAAGUUGGUCUCCAAGUUGGACACGAAGCCACGAGAAAUGUCCUGGCAGUCGAAAUUGAUGUACAAGUGGCUGAUGCCCAUCAUGAAAGAGGUUCGGUAUGCUAUCGAAAAGAAUUCUGGCACAGCUCUUGAUUGGGGGAAUGAGACUGAACGCAACCACAUGCUUCAUGAAAGCGCUGUUCCAAUUUCACAGCUGUAUGAACCCCUCUUUCAGAUGGAUGAUACGUUUUUACUUCAGGAGUACUUCUGCCCUCGCAGUCAGUUUGAGUCCUGGAUUAGCAGAACCAGGCACAUAUACGAGACACUGGCCGCAACCACGGAGGUAGUUCUUCUGAAUACCACCAUCCGGUUCGUAGAAAAAGACGUGGACGCAUUUCUUCACUAUGCCAAGCACGAGGGAGGCAUGUUUGCCUUCGUUUUGUACUACCGCCUGCCGCGUACUGCUUCAGCUGAUGCAAAGAUGCAAGAAUUCCAUCACAUGUUUGUGAAAGAGACGCUGGCUCUGAAAGGAAGUUUUUACUUGCCUUACCGCUGUCAUUACAGCCACGAGCAGCUCGAGGACGCCUACCCCCAGAUAGAGGCAUUCUUCGCCAAGAAGGAGACCUAUGACCCCCUGGGUUUGUUCGACAAUUUAUGGUUCCGGCAUUAUGGCUCCAAAUACCUGUCAGCGCAAUACCGCACAUCGUUGUUGUCGCCACCGAUUGCUACAGGUUCGAUACCUGCAGCCAGGACUCCAGGAAUUCUUGUUUCUGAAGUGCCCAGUCGUCGUGCCAAUGCUUUCCGUGAGUUGUUAUCCAGCCCAUCGCUGCGUCGGAACUUCAAAGAUGGAUUCCUGACCCAGAUCUUCAACGUGAUGGAUAAUGAACAGCUUUUCCGGAUGAUGCUCAAAGCUGCGCGAGAUCCUGACAAUCGAGAUGAUAUUGAGAUCUAUCGUGCUUUGCAGCGGCAGCUGAACGAGUCCGGCGGCCCCGUUGCUGCCGCCAGAAAAAUGUGGAAGCAGCUGAAUCAGGUGUCGGCGCAAAAGGCCGAGUUGACCAGAGAAGUGUGUUCUAUUGUGUCCCACCUCGGGAAGUUUGGGCAGUUGCACGACCUUCUUUCGAUUGGAGAUCCUGGACGCACGGUGCUAUCUCUUCGCAAGGCUUUGCACAUGAAGGGGCAAUGCUGGGUUGCCCAUGACACUUUUUCCGAUGACCUGCCUGCUGUGAUCGAACGUGGCUCUCUGGAUCCGGUUGGUGCUCAAGUGCACUGGCAGCUGAUGGACGCGGGUCCCUUCCAGGGAGUUCCUGAUGACUCAACGGAUUUGGUGACCAUGAUGCAAGGCCUGCAUCACAUACCUCAACAGCUUCUGCCUCAAUUCUUGGCAGAGGUGGUCAGAGUGCUGCGUCCAGGAGGCCUCUUCAUCGUUCGUGAGCAUGAUGCGUCCCCAUCCUUGAUGCCUAUGCUAGACCUGGCCCACAGUGUCUUCAAUGCUGUCAUGGGUGUCACUGACAAGGAAGAAGAAAGGGAGCUCCGAGCUUUCAGACCUGUGUCAGAGUGGAGGAAGAUUCUGGAAAGCACAGGCCUGCAGGACUCCAUGCUGUUUGAGAUGGAGCCCUACGAUCCCACUGUGGAUGAGAUGAUGUGCUUUUACAAGCCGCCUUUGUACCCCGAAGUCAAACCCUCCAAGCCGGCGCAACCCGUGGUCGAUCCACCAGCAACGGAGUUGAUUCAUCUUCCAGAUGCUGCGGCUUCCUUCAUGGAGGCAGCUCCCAAGGUCUUGUUGCAAGGAAUUUUCGAUGCCAUUGAUGGCCUCCUGGACACAUUGCCCGCGGCAGUGGCCAUCUUCAAAGAGAGGAAUUUGCGGCCGUAUGUGGAACACGUGGACCUCGCAGGACCAGCAGACUCAGGCCUCCACAGUUUGAUCCCGCCGGAAGUUUCAUUGGUGGUCCCCGCCUUGAUGAGAAAGGUCCAGACUGGCCAGGCAAGUCCUAAUGAGAUGUUUGCCGCAGCCGUGAUCAAGGACAUUCUGGACACGCUUCAGGGCAACAAGGAGGACGUCCAGCAGAAGACGCAAGAGGAUUACUAUGCGGUCUUAACUCAGCCAGUGCCGGCCGGCACCACCAUCCGCUUUCAGCUGGGAGUCGCAUCGCCGCCUCUUGCAGAGAAGGUCAUGAAUUGGUACUUCAGGACAUGGAGGGUCAAUCCUCUGGUGGACGAGGACGGUGCAGUGGUUGAUGCCUCCAUGCCGAUCUAUCCCUGGCUUGGCCGAACAAUCACGGCAACAGGAACCAGCGACGGUGCUUUCAGCGGCUUCCUGCUGGUAGGGCAGGUUCCCUUCACCGUGACUCCCUCCUUGCAGACUCCGGGGGCAGAGAUUAAGUUGACCAUCAAUUUCGGUGUGGCUGAUGGCGUCGAGGCUGAUGAAAGCGUACGAAUGGAGGUCACGGCACCUGACGGCUUUGUCUUUGCCGACUCGUGUCGAUACGGCGGCAGCCCCAUCUUCUCAAAGUGCACCGGCUUCCUGAACCAGGCGACGCUGGUGACAGCUCGUCCGAGGUUGCGGGGCUCAGACAUCACGGUGGACUUGCGUGUCAGCAAUCCUGGAUUGACACCGUCACCAAACUACUUUUAUGUCGCACUUUUCCAAGACGAGAGUACCCAGUAUGUGCGGUGGUCGCAGGCCUUGAGUUACGAGAUCAUGGGCAUGGGUGUGGUGUACAAGGGCAACAACCAGCUUGGAGAGGCAGCCUCCGGCUUUUUCACUUUCACACCUGUGCGGCCUUCCCCGUCCCCUGUGGUGCACAUCGUGGUCACGCCACCACCUGAUGCUGGUUUUCGGGUGCUGUGCACAGGGAUCAGUCCGCUGGGCUUCGUGUUCAUGCCAAACUGCGAGUCUGGAGCGGUCAAUGACCCCUUGACUCUUCGCUUCUCGAAUGCCAGUCUGGAAGCUGGAAAGGCCUACACAGUCGGCGUGAGGGUCCUGAACCCUGGUGGCCGUCCGCCAGAGGCAACAAAUUACUGGGGCAUUUCACUGCAGGACCACAACAGGGACACCUUCGAUGCAAACCUCCGAAUUCCGGGGCUCGAUCUCAAGUCGAUCCCAAUCCGAUGCAAUGGAAUCGGUUGGACAAAUGCAGAUCCGCGUGUCCUAGCAUAUGUGCUGAUCCAGAUACGGGUGCUGCACGAGAUCCCUGCAGGAACUCUGCAGCGGUUUACAGUCAGAGCGCCCGAAGGCAUCAUGUUCAACGAAGAUCCAGCAAAGGUGACCGUGCUACCGAAACCGCUUCCUCUGCGGUUGGCCAUUCCCACGCAAGUUGCAGGUGAUUUGUUGUCCCUCUACCUUGAUGAGAUGGCUCUUGUGGAAGUCGGCACCUACAACAUUCGGUUUGAGGUGAGCAAUCCGACUGUCUACCCGCACGACAACACCUGGUCUAUCUUCGCUAUGAAAGACAUCACGGUGGAGUUUGUCCAUGUGGAAACAGGCUACUACGAGGGGCAGAUCUCGCCUAUUGAGAUUAACAUCGCCCAGGCCCGGACCAACGCGGCUGAUCACGGGGCGAAAUGCUCGCUUCUGCUGAUCGUUCUGAUCGCGAUGCUGAGUGUGGGAGUGUCAGAUGUUUGGACACUGAAAAGGUAG